Salarias fasciatus (jewelled blenny) is the source of this 978-nucleotide messenger RNA. RefSeq names its product olfactory receptor 1496-like. Gene Ontology annotation, cellular component: membrane. Gene Ontology annotation, biological process: detection of chemical stimulus involved in sensory perception of smell; G protein-coupled receptor signaling pathway. The transcript has a single exon. Gene Ontology annotation, molecular function: odorant binding; olfactory receptor activity; G protein-coupled receptor activity. NCBI's taxonomy places the organism in Eukaryota, Metazoa, Chordata, Actinopteri, Blenniiformes, Blenniidae. The record is from RefSeq and is a predicted model, not a curated record. The coding region runs from base 1 to 978 and encodes 325 amino acids.
AUGACCCCUCUCAGGACCGUCUUCAACAGCUCCGGCAUCGUCCAUCCUCCAGGCUUCUACAUCAUCGGCUUUGAGACUUUCCCCAACAUCCACAUCUACUUUAUCUUUCUGGCGUUUGUCUAUGCUGUUACUGUGUUUUUCAACAUUUUGGUGAUCUAUAUAAUUGCAGCGAAUCAUUGUUUACACACUCCCAAGUUUUUGGCUGUAGUGAACCUGGCAGUGAUCGAUCUGAUCCUGAACUCAUGCACGAUUCCCAGCAUGAUAAAGAUAUUCCUCCUGAAGGACAACUUCAUUCCUUUCAACCUGUGUCUCCUCCAGAUGAAUGUGUAUUACACUUUUGGCUCACUGGAGUCAUACGCACUUGCCAUACUUGCCUACGACAGACUCGUAGCGAUUUGCUUCCCUCUGCGCACGAACUCCAUCAACACGGCGCGGAGCAUGGCCUGCAUGGUCAGCAUCACCUGGGGCUGCACUCUGGCGAUAAACAUAUUCGCAACACAGAUCAUGACCCGGCUGUCUUUCUGCAGCUCCGUCAGGGUGUUCAGCUACUUCUGUGACUACGCGCCUGUGUUCAGACUUGCUUGUAAUGAUUACUCGUUGCAGCGGUUUGCAGCUUCUUUUUUCAGCCUCUUGAUCCUGGGGGGCCCGUUCACUUUCAUCCUCCUGUCUUAUCUCACCAUCCUGCUGACCGUGUUCAAGAUGAAGACUCUGGACAGUCGGGUGAAAGCUCUGUCCACUUGUGUUGAGCAUCUGAUUCUCGUGGCGAUUUUCUACAUCCCCCUGAUUGUCAUUUUCAGUGUUGGGUUUCUUGUGGGAGUUAUUAACCCGGACCAGCGGGUGCUGAGCCUGUCCCUGGCCUCCUGCGUCCCGCCCUGUGUGAAUCCUAUAGUCUACUCUUUAAAAACAAAGGAGAUUAAAAUCAGAGCACUGGCACUGGUCAGAAAAAAUAAAGUAACAAAUAAAAGAAAUUUAAAGUAA